AUGGUUUUACUUAACUCCAGACUUAAAAAGAACGACAGCGCCAAUUUCGGAAGUGAAAAUCACCGACUCUUGUGCGUGCUACUUUUGUACCUUUUCAGGCACCACGUUUGCAUAAUGCUCCUUCUGGUUUUUUUUUUGUUCACCGACCAGCUGGUUCCUCUUUAGAUUUGUAUAUUCAGAAAUUAAUACAUGUUGAUAUCCAUUCAUGGUACAAGUCAACGCUAUUUCCCGCUAGUAGUUUUCGUAGCAUUUUUCCCCAUCACAUACUACCAGUACUUACGACAGCUAGAUGAAAAUAGCAGCCUAAAGCGCAUUCUAGUUUCUUCCUCAGUGCUGGUGUGGUCAUUGCAGUAAUUUGACUAACAAGGCGUGUAGUUGACUCGAUAGACAAACGAGUUACAAAUGCCUCUAUUUGUUGUAAGGCCUACCUGCACUUUACGGGUCUAUUUGGGUUACGCUGGGCUUCGUGGGAACUUACUCAAGUGUUCCUUAUGCGGUUUGCCCUGCCGUCGUUAAAUAACUCUUGGGUGACCUUUGUGUCCGGGACGUAUGUAAUGCUACCCCUCUAGGUGUUCGCAUGAUUGAAGUAGACUCUACUCCCAUUCAAUUGCAUGCGAUAUAUUUUCGUUUGGCAGGCUCCCGAAUUAUCAGAAGUUGGUGUCGUGACUAGCCUUCGUAGCACUCGUUUCGACUAAUUUAUGCUCACGAAUUCGUUUCAAAGAUUUGUGGUUUCCGCAAUUUCUUUCCCCAGAAAACUAACCAAAUGAGUCUCCAUUUUCACACCGCCUUAUUAUCUUAUAACUUCACUCAAUACUGUGCUUUAUAAUGUUGCUUUCCGGAAAAAUCGUAACUAGCCGGUCGUCCCGCCAGAUAGUUUUUCAGAUAAACACUAGCAAAUCACUCCGUUCCUCUAUCAGUGUUCAUCACGAUGACGCCUUAGUCUGCAACCACGAGUAACCCUGAGCCAGUUGUAAACUUGAAAGAAAAGAAAAUAUUAUAAGUUCUCUGAAAUGUCACUAUCUACAUGCUUGUUCAUGAAGAAUUUGCAUGUCUAUUCACGUUUAAUUUUACGACUCAUCCAGGAAACGUAUUGAAGAUCAAAGCGACUGGAGCUUAUUUCGUAAUGUCUGAUAAGGUGGAAACCUUUGCCGACACCCUGGUGGAAAAACCGCAUCCACAGUCAUCUAACGGUCUCCCAAACACAUCAGCAAACGACGAUUCUUCCGGUAAGUUUGUCCAGAGUAUCAAUCAUCACAAGACGCCCCUAUAGGAACACUAGUGACUGAAGCAGGAACUGUCAUGAAGCCAGUCAGUCCCGUAAUUAAACAAAUAUAACGCACUCCUGUCUACCUACUGAACACGUCUGAGUCUUCUUAGACAGUUUUUUAAUUUCAUGUUGCGCGUCCUCGUCUUCCCGUUUAUUUUUCCUUCUGCUGUUUUUUCCUCAAAGGUCUUGUUAAAUCAAAACGGCUUAUCACUUAAAGCCCAUAGUCUUUGGUGAAGUUGCUAUCACUUUCCCCUUUAGUGGAAAUGUGUCUUUUUGUCAGGCGUGAACUCUGUCGUCUGAUUCUUCUAUACUGACCAGACAUAACGCACCUCAUGCAGGUAUCUGUCGUCCAUUCCACCGCUUGUCUAAGGAUAGAAAAGCCAAUCACGCCGUUGUCCAUUUGGUGUUAUUGCUGCGAAUCAAAAGCUGCAUAAGUGAAGAAGAAGAGUCGAGCACCGGAACACUUCGUUUGUUAUCCUGAGCUUUCAGACUCAUACAGGAGUCCAUCGUCAGAGGUAAUGGCAGAAACAGGAUAGGCGGCAGUUAUAAGGCACGUAGGCCCAAUCAUCGACCGACGUCGCACGACUGGAGGUGACUACGAAGGGCUCUGUACGUCGGCGCCAGAUCGAUGAAUCGAUUGACCAAGUUCUCAUCCGAGGCCCAGGCUUCAAUCAAUUCUCGGCCUGUUUUGUUUCCGGCGUGAGCGACUAUUUUGGUGGAUGCGAAGUCAAACUCGUGACCCAUUUCGUAGGUGUGGGCGGCCACUUGUGAUAAUGCGUCUCCUCGCCGCACAGUCAGCUUAUGCUCGUGUAUGCGCGAUCCGAGCAUGCGUCCAGUCUGUCCUGUGUAGUUACAAGGACAAUUUUGACACGGAAUGCGAUACACUACUCCAGAUUGCUCUUCGGGUUUUAACCGGUCUUUGAUUUUCAUGACCCUGCUGCGCAUGGUGGCUUUGGGGCGGUGUGCAAUUCCAACACCUAGUUCCGCAGCAAUGCGCUCGGUCGCUUCUGAAACACCCUUGAUGUAUGGCAGAGAAUGCCAUAUCGAAAUUUCGCCUUCAUUCUUGAAUCAAAAGCUGUCCGUGGCCCGAGCAAAUGCACAAAAUGACCCUCACCAAUGAACAACUCGUCAGACGUAUAGACCUACUUCUGGAAUAUAACUGUCUUUGGAGAAAGAUUCACUGUUUUACGGCCGGCAAUGCACAUGACCUGUUAGACAGUCAUGCUGCAUGACCAUCGAUAGUAGCAAAGGAUGUACGGCUAAUUGCUGUUACGGAUGAAGUCAACGCUAGGUUUAGGCACUCGACUGGAGGGAUGGCGAUCCCCUCGUUGCAUGGUCGGAUUUUCCCGUUAAAGGUCAAAAAGCCCGACGUUCAUGUAUCCAUUCUUUCGCACCUCUAAUAACUUCGAUUUUAUCGUAUUCUCGAGGUCACUCAGCACAUUCACCCAUACGCGUCAACUAGGCGAACCCACCCCUUCCCCUUCAUAGUGACUGACCUCCGAAGUAUAUUGACCUUUUGUCGACUAUUUAGGCCCUCGCUGGAAGCAAAGCCGAAAGUUCAGGCAAGCUGUCCGCAGUGUUAGCUAAAACUCCGCCAAACAUUGAAUUUCUUCCCUAUUACUACUACUACUGCCACCACCAUUACCAUCUUUACCACCACUGCCACCACUACUAGUUUUACCAUCCCAUUGUCCAGCGGUUGUCCGCCGUAUUACCUCUUUUUGCAGCAAUUAUAUUUGUCUACAAGGGCUGUGAUAGACAAUUUCGAUAUAUGGUAGCGUCCGUUACUCACGUCUCGCCUGAUGAAACAUACUUCCUCGAAUAACAUCGUGGCAAUAGUACGCACUACUGGGCAUGGUCUGUUUGUAGGCAGAGAUUUUCCCUACUUAGGAAGCACUACCUUUGUUCACAGCUGAACGAUGAACAAAAGCUCCGUAGGAUGUCGACCGCUGUCGAUUGUGCGAUCGUUUUUAUGUCCUCAUUGUGAUAAACGAUGGGUCUCAUAGUACCUGUAUUAGACUAUCGUUGCUGUUCCGAACAUGAUUUUGCGUCUUUAUAGCUGAACAUGCGCCGAAGUGGCUUUCAUCGAUCGCCAGUGUGUAGGAAUGGUAUCGCGCAGAAUCUGACGCAACAGUAUCUCGCCCGCAUGUUUCACGGCUAUUCUUACACACAGUCACGGAAUUCAGGGUUACGCACUACCAGUGAGUUACGUGCCCUGUAGAGACUUUGCCAUUAUCUUCGCGUUCUUGAGGAAUACCUGCCUUCUAGAACUGUUUUCUGAGGCGGGUGCCGGAUAGAAGAGACCGCACAAUAGAAUCGAUACAAUGUGUAAGGUCCACUAGUCCGCAUUUUACCCUGCUAAACCGUGAUCAACUUCCUGAGAUCAGGCAAAUUGUCCUAUAGAGGAAAUACUAGACAUUGUGUCGCUCAAAUGAGUGGUUAACUCGCCUACCGGUUUUUGGUCGACACAAAUUGUAUCUCUCAUAGUUCUUAACGGAGCCGGGGAUUGUGUGAGUGACCACUUAUGCCUUGUCUGUCGUCUUUUAAGUAAUCUCCAGGUUGAAUGAUUCGAAGGACAACCGUUGUUUCUUGUACACCUGUACUUGGUGCGGCUGUGGUCACGUCUAGUUUAGCCGACCCGGCUGAUGUGGGUUGUAGCUCUUUUCCUUUAACGAUCUAUUGCAGCGGAUCCGAAGAGCUCGGCUCAGUCUUCCUUCCGCUGUGGGAGAUUGGAUAAUGAAGGUCCAAGAACUACCAUAUCCCGGCGAAUUGUGUUAAAAUAGGUUUUGCCUAUUGUUGACUCCAGCCCAGGUAACUGUGACGAAGGUCAAAACCGACGCCUAACUGGUGCGGGUCGUGCACUAAGCCAUUCAAAGCUCCAGUUACUGAUCGGGGUCGCUCCUAGCCUGUAAUUUGUUUUCGCGAUUCUUAGAUAGUUAGUGCACAUGGGUUUUCGUUUAUGCUACGUCGUAGCAGAACGGUAGCCGCGGACACUCAUGUUUUCGUGGACUCUGGGUCUGGCAUACCCAUCUCUUGUGGAAACUGGCCUGCAGGGCUUUAUAUCAAGCUUCAGGGCACAGCGUGUCGGUCAUGCCCCGCAACGCAAUCGGUCAGCGCUCUCGACCUUUAUUAAUGUACCCGAUCGUAAUCGACAGGACAACGAGCCCGUAGCUCAGUGGCUAGAGCGCUGGACCUUUAACCAACAGAACGCGGACCUGGGUUUCAGGGGCCGCAGAUCUGGAGUUGGGUAUGACUAGUUGAUAACGCCUUGUAAACCAGAAAUGGCCAUUCCAAUCUCCCAUAUCUUUGUCAGUAAUGUCAUUCUGCCGCCAUGCGACCGCCUGCGGGUCGCUAGACUGAGCCUAAAGUCACAACGGGGCGAGUAUAUUCCGGCAGCACGACCGUUGAUCACCCUCUACCAUUGCUGCAGUUGUGUUCAUACGGAAGCCGCCUCUGUUCCCUCUUCGAAACACUGCUGGCCUUCAUCUCUUAGGACAGAUGAGCCUAUUAGUGUAGAUGCUGUCUAUGCUAGAGACAGAGCUCCUGUCGCCUCAGCGUUUACACAGCCCUAUCCAUUUACAUUCUUCAGGUAACGAUCCUUCAACGUCCGAGUCAGAUAUUCAGAAACCUGGUGGGCGAUCCGACCAGGGAAGCCGGUCUGAACACGAAGAAGAGGAAGAAGAUGGGAACGAAGAAAACGAGGAGAAAGAGGAUCACGACCCGAAGGAGAAAUCAGACGACGUUUCUACCACGCCGGGUGGCCGGCCUAGCCAUCGUCCUCGCAAGACCGUAGAACGCCUGUCUGAGUCUCUUAACAAACGGUUUGAGCAGCAGCAGGCGGACAGGGAGAGGCAACAUGAUCUGGUUACCACCCAGCUGCAGGGUCGGGGCUGUCCCCUCGGUGAGAUUCCCUUGAUUGAGGCCUCCAUAAAAAAGUCGAAACCUGCUGACCUGAAGCUGCUGCAUUUUGCCGCCUUUGGAAGACCCGGCUCGGUGCACGAAAUUCGCACGAACUUGCGGCGCUUCCGAGGCUUCGUCUUUACUAAAUCUGCUCCGGAAUACACCAGACGAGAGGAGCUUCUGAACAAGUAGGUCCUGCCCCCUUUGAGUUUCCGGUCUACCGACUCGCUUUGCGUUGUGCGCUCAUUUAUUUUUCUACAAAUUGCCUCCUGUAAGAGUGGUUAGCCUUGCCGCAUGUGACAAGAACCACUGCCAUCCCGAACCGUGAACUGAUUCAGAAUGAGCAAGGUUUUCGAGGAACCUUUCUCACUCUUCUCACACGCUGUUUCAAUGUCGAGACGGUCAUGGCUGGGAGUGAGCAUGUAUGUGGUGCCUGGGAGACCGACCACAUCUAACGCAUAUCGCAUAAUUAUUGGAUGAAUGUUAUUACCGACAAAGACGUGGGAGACUGGAAUGGCCGUUUCUGGCUUAUUAGCCGUCGUCAGCCAGUCAUACCCAACCCCAAGGUGUGGAACACUGCACUCCGUUGACAGAUGUCUGUGUGCAGCUGUGAAACUACCGUAUUAACAACACAGCUACUAGUUAAAAGCCCAGGUACGCGGGCUUCGCCAAACUUGUGUUGCUGCCUGACGCAGCUGCAAAAGGUCCAGCCCAUCAUCGGAGCCCCCUGACUUUCCCGUGUGUUUUUUGGUAUGUAACCUCCAGUUUCACCCCGCCUUGUUUCGUUUCCGAGGAAAUUAAUGCGCUGACUUGAAGUAAAUUCUUCGGAAUAGACAUUUUCAAGCACGGUCUGAAAGUUAAUAUGAAUAUUUAUGCAGAAAUCCAUAAGCUUCUGCGGGAUAACCGCGUAAUAUUCACAAACCGGCACGGCGUUCAUAUACCAAAAAAACACAAAGAAGGCUGGGGAACCACUACACCGCAAAUCCACAUUCCUCUUCAAAUAAACACACCCCUUCGGUUUUUUAAACAACAAAUUGACUAGACUUGUUGGAUGUCGUAAGAACAGAUGCAUGUACUAAAUUCUAGAAAUUUGACAAACCGCCAACAGGCAGCCACGGGGAAAGCGGGAGGACCUACUGAUGGGCUGAACUCAUCGCAGCUGCGUCAGGCAGCGGCACAAGAUCGGCAAAAUACGCGUGUCUGGACCUUUAGCUAGUACCUGUGUUUUUAGUGUGGUAAAUAAUUAAAUAGCCUUAUACUACUGGCUACCUGUUGACGGUUUGUGAAUAUUACGCGGUUAUGCUGCGGUGGCUGAUGGAUUUCAGCUCAAAUGUUAAUAUCGAUUUUCGCGCCAUGCCUGAGAAGGUCUGUUCCGAAGGAUUCACUCCAAGUUCGCGCAUUUAUUUCCUCGGAAAUUAAACGACGCAAGAUGUCUGUGUUCUUUGCAUUUUUACACAGUGAAGCCAGAGGAAAGUUUGACUUUUUUGGCCGUUUUUUUCAUGUUAAUAAAAAAUUGAUAUUUUUUCUGCCACAAACGUAAAUACACACCUUUCUCUUUAUAUUGCGGCCACUGUUAGGCUCCGUUCUGCGAUUACGAAUGCACGACAGAGUGGCCAUUAAAAUACUGAUAUGUUGCUGAAUAUGUUAGUGUGUUGCGCUUUCCGUAUAUGCAGGAAGGAGACCGUGCGAAAAGCAGUGUUUCGUAUGUUGGAAUCUGUAAAUAACUAUCCUGUGAUAGUCAUUUUGGUAAUCUUGAAGAAAUAUUUCCUCGGCAUGAAUCUGAAGCGAACAUAAACAGGAGAAGUUAUUGGAACGGACAAAUUUAACGACGGCUUAUCGACUGUAACUGCCGCCGCGAAAUUUGUUGGUUUCAAUAAAUUCUGCUGUGUAUGUUCACUUCAAGGUCAUUUUGUUGUCAACCCCUAGGAUUUUUUCCAGCGGCAGAACAGUGGCGGGCCAUUUAAACGAAGGAUUGUCGGUAUGCGUUAGGGGACAACAUUGUAUUAACAGACUGAGUCCCUCGGUUAGCAUCCGACAAGAAGUCAAUUUUCAAGUACGACAAACCUUGUUUGGCAAGACUCGAUGGUAAGUUAACCUCCUUUCAAGGAAGAACACUCAGAUGCGCAACCGAAGUCUAGGACAAGUACUGGCAUAAGAAAAUGCCCGAAUAUAAUGCAACGUUCAUUUUUUUUACCAACUUUAUGAGAAUUUUGCUUGCUAAAAUUGCGUGAACUCGUUUCCUGCACGAGAAAAGGGCACUUGCCUGAAGAGGCCGGACGAAUGAGCUAGAUGCGCAACAUUUAAGGCGUCCACACUUCUCAUUUCGGAUUCUGUCAGGAAGUUUUAUGAGUUAGGUCACGUAAUGUAGGCGUUAUACAUGAUGGUUGGCUAUGUGUGAAAUAUUUCCAAUCUCACUUGACAUUGGAAACUUGAGACCCACUAAUAUUUCUUGCGUAUUACCUCCCCAACCCUGGGUGAUAAAGUUUUUUUCUCUUUCGUUAAGUUGGCCCUCAUAAACAUGGGAUAAACCGGAAGACGAAGAUGCCAUCACUGGAACAAGAAAUUUAUUGGCCUGACUUUUCGGAUUCUCACCCGAAUCCAUCAUCAGAGACAUUCGCAGAUAAAGGUGAUGGUGGCACAAGGAGUGCAGUAUUUAUAGCACGUUACUGCCGUGGGACCGUAUGCGCACUGUAAUUAACAGCUCUCGCAAUCACCGCUGGGGUCGUACUUGAUGCGGUGGUGGCUUGUCAGUCAGAGUCCGAGUCGUUAAUUGCCGUGAUUUCCUAAUCCGUGCUGGAUGCUGGUGUGACGAUUGCUCGGCAAAUUGGCUCACUGUCACUGAGAUAAUUACUCGCCCGCGCCCUUCCCACGUGACUGAUUCCCCUGCCCAGGGAAAAUCUCAGCACGGAAGGUCAGCAUGGAAGGUCAUUGCGCUUGUUGAUGGAUUGCGGGCCAUGACUCGAGCAGCCCGCGGCUCACGCGGUUGUCACCCCUUGCGAGGAUUUCGGCCUCUUGAAUUUUGAAAAUAUGGCCGGGUCCCGUUGAGUGUGCCGCCACGUGAGAGCUAGCGUCUCCCGCCUCACUGCUGCUGCAUGCUCGGCAAUUCGUGUACGGAGUAAUCUCCCAGUUUCUCCGACAUAGUUGCUUUGUCCGCAACCACACCAGAUUCGGUAAACGACUCCGGACGGGAUAAACCUCUGAUCUGUUUUGAUCCCUUAGAUUCUUGGCAGAAAGACUCACUUCAUCCGCUUUUUGAUGACAAUCCGACGUUGUUGCCGACGGUGUCAACUGUGUGCCGCACAGCGGGGUGUAAUCAGGUUUUAUGGGAUAGAUCACCUACUGUAGCCCCAUAAAGGCCACAUUAAGGAGUAAUUGCAACCUAGAUAGGAACCAGUUAUACCGUCAGUUCACGUGAUACACCCUGUUUGGGUCUUUAAACUUGACAGCCGCCAGAGGACCACAGUGUGAAGAACAGGUGCACCAGCGCUUAAGUAUCGUUUGCUCACGAGUGGGGUUGCCGUUUUCAAGUUUUCUGUUCCAUCCUUGUUCGAACGAUCUUUAGAAGAAAUAGGGGAUAAUCGCCUCAACACUUGUGACUGAUGCGGGGUGCCAAACAGUUCGACCAAGUAAUUCUCGCUACCUCAGUAUCAAUUACGGUUUCUACCGUAGCAUAGCACUGAGGAAUGAUGGCUGUCGGCAACAUCCCUUCCUCCAGGAAAGCUCCAGAUUCGAAAUGGGACCGGUUUUUUUUUACAAGCCGCAACGGUGCCGCCUUGAAGGAUAUCAAUAACACAUGGAGGCGAUUUCUAACUCCUUUGCCGUCCCCAACCAACCCUACCUGACUCGAACGUACCGACUUUCUAAAGUCAGAUGCCCUACGGACACACACACGGCUGGGAGCGGGUGUUGGUAUUAAACAUCGCUUCUGAGUGGUGUUCACUGACCUGUCCUACAGGACUGAAUACCAGCGAUUCCGUUUUUGUCAGGCUAGAGUCCUCACAAACAAGGAAAGAGAAACAGAUGAUUACUAAAAGUUCAUCGACAAAGAUAGGAUAAGCUGGACUGACAGUUUUUUCUCUUUUUUUAACCGCCAUAAGUCUUGCAUGCCCAAAUCGAUCAUUUGUUGUUGCUGUUGUCUUUUUUAGGCGGCCGGCCAUCCUCAUUCGUGAGGCCCUGCGUGUUUUGAAUCUGGAGGUGAGCGGAAGUCGACCGCAGCUUGUCUCUCGUCUCAUCGAUUUCCUCUGCUCCCCUUCCGCCGACUCUGUUAAGUAUAAGGGAAAACUGCACAAGAAGCAACGGCGCUCACGCAACUCGUCCGGUGGUGACAAGAAAACCAAGCGCGCCUCCGGUGCCCCACGUGGGCGGAAGCGCAAGGCGACGACUGAGGAGGAAGAGGACGAUCAUGAAGGCAACUCCGAGAGUGAUGAGGGUGAAGCAGGGAAGAAAGAACAAAGCGGAACAGGAGACAAUAAAAAGGAGCAGGCGGAGGAAGAGGACUCCUCCGAGGUCGGUCAGGCGUCGGACGACAGCGAUGAUGAGGUCUACUCCCCGGGCAGCAGAAAAACCAAAAAAGCCCGGAAAAAGGUUACCCCGAAACGAGCCAAAACAAAACUGGCAUCCCCUGCAUCCGUAAAAAAAGUUGCGGCUAAGACGGAGAAGUCUGCACCAAAGAAGCGACGCACUAUUAUGCAGAGCGAUGAUGAAGAGGAAGACGAGCUGCCGUUGGCUAAAAUGGUUCCAGAGAAGCAAAACUUUCCCAGUGAUGAGGAACUGAAGUCUAGGGUCGUUGAGCUCCUGAAGACGUCCAAUCUGCAGGAGACUUCGAUGAAAGUCGUUCGGAACUCCGUAAGCUUAUGAUGUUGUCUAUUCUUCGACACCGCCUCUUUCCAACCCUUUCUGGUAAUAAUGCAGGUGCGAGGCCAACGCUGAAGGAUUUCACAGCCAGUAGGAUCGGUUGUUGUGUUCAGUUGCUAACUCACCCUUCGCAGUUGAUGAUGGCCGUCGGUACGAGGUCGUGUUUGGGGUUUGGGUGGAGGGUUUGCCGGUAUGUGUGUGGGAAGGUUCCCACUCAUAGGGGAUCUCGGCCGUCCCUUGUUGCUGUUAAAAUCCGCUCUACCGUGCGUCGGCUGGGUUAUGUUUGGCACGCGUAGACGGACACUUUGACCUUGCCAGCCACUGCGUCCGAUCCCGCCUCCGGUCUUCCUGACUCUGUCCUGCCACCGACCCAAGGUGAAUGCAGAUGGGGGUGCGCUAGAUGCUGCACAAGUCCAUAUAAACAAAUUCACCCGCAAGUCACUGUCCUGCACCCGCGAUGGACAUCGUCAUUCUCAACAGUCGAACUGACGUGUGUGUAUGAAGGUGUCCCAUGCGUGAACUUUUGUUACUACUGGGCAGGAAAGACUGACUGGAUUUAUCAAGUCUGACUGAACAGCGAGCGAGUUGAACAGAUCUAGCGAAGCUGAGAAAACAAUGCGGGCGUCGCGUGUGGACCCAGGAUUCACAGCCGCUACAUCGGACGCCUCAUUCAUUUUACCCCACAUUGAGACGGAAAGCGCUGCAAGUGUAGAAUGUCCGCUACGGUUUCUUUGGCGAGUCGAGUUUGAAAUGGCGUAACAUCUCUAGUCGAGGCGCUCUUAAGGAUGUUCCGCGACGCGUUGUUCGCGUUGCUGUUGUUGCACAGUAAGGACACGAGGUGUUGAGUAUUAGCACUGUCGUUCCCCGACUCUUCAGUUUCGCUCCCAUAUGACCCUUCCUUGGCCCCCGGGAUGCGGUUGACCUCGAAGGUGAAGAGUCCAUUUCGUACGGCCCGUUCUAUGCUUCUGAUCUUUUACGUUCCUUUCUGAGAAGUACUCACUUAUCUCGAGGCCCUUGAGCGAAAUCUCACCUCGCCUCGCAUUAUAAUGCUGGUUCUGUGCUCCUCGUCCGUGGGCGCUUAUAGCGCUUCUGGAGAGGCCAAUUUAAAUUCAUUACUACCAGUGUCCAGUAAAAGUGUCAUUCGCUUCAAUGUCACAAAGCGCCGAGCAUUUGAGUCGAUUCCAAAAACCCAGUAUCCAGAAUCUGUUCCUGUUGCUUCGCUGGAGAGUCGAAUUUCCCGUCCCGUGCACAUCUUUAGCUUGUUGUUAAAAAGAAUGUCACGUCAGUUGGAUACUGAAGGUUGUAGCCCGUCGAAGGCCCAGCAGGCUUUAGAGAUUCUAGCUGCACUUCCGUCGCCACUCAUUGUGUUGCCUUGCCGCCGUCGUUAUUAUUGACCAGUAAACAGUUCCUCCUCGACAAAUUCAACCAAUCCUACCCCGGUCGUUCGCAAAUCCGACUAAAUUGUAACUCACCGGACAAAGGUUGUGUUAGAAACUUGUUUGAGGGCUAGUUUCCUGAUGAUCCUGGAUUCAACACAAGGCGUCUCCAUCCUCUCUGACGACACACCAGCUUAGCGUUCCGGACCUUUGCUGUGCGGGCGAGGAGGGAGGGAGGGGGGGUUUAAGUCUGAUCGAAUGUCACCCAACCUUCGUCACGCCUAAAGGUAUUGUCUCUGCAGGAUCUGUGACUGCUUAUUCGCCAGAUCCGAGAACCGGUUUGUUUCCCUGUUGUCAAUCACCGAAUACCGUUAAAUAUCCGCUACCUGCGUACACAGACGAGGACUGUUUGACCGUCGAUUUCGACUAUGUCCACCGCGUGCUCAAUAGCAGAAUGAGAGCAGGGCGACGACUUGUGUGCGAAUUAAAGUGAUAGUGGGAUUGCGCAGCAUCUACCGCACUCUCUUCUCUUCCCCCACCCGGAUCGGGUGUCAAGACACAGUCAAAAGGACCGGAGGCGGGAGAUGCCGCAAAAGGCCGACAUGGUGUAGACCCCGCACCUAGGCUCACCACAAAACCCUGGUCCACAACAAACACUUGACCACAUUUGGGCCGAAGUCCACCAGCCACAACCAAAUACCCCCGUAAUAUUCGUUAACUCCCAACGGGCUGUGAGUAAUGAAUACAUGACUUGUACGACAUACUACACCAUUCGUCAUGACAAAUAUAUGUUGAACUUACAAGUCUCAAACAGACUGAGUUACUCCGAGAAAGUGAUGUAUUCCUGAGGAGCUUAUAAACCAGCAAUUGCAAAACUGGUAAAGGGGUGCUCACUGAUCGUUUUUAGGGAACUCACUCGUUCCGUUGUGCCUUACGGGCUCUCACUCGGGCCCUACCAACAGCCUGGGCUUUUAGCUAUAUCGUACAACCCAUGUAUAAAGGCCGCGCUUGUUAUGUUGCUGCGUUUAGCGCAAGUCUUCAAUAAAAAUUCAUUGCCUAUAGAAGCUUAGAGACGAGUUUCAGGAAGUAGUCGUGAGGAAAGGGACACGAUCACUGGAUCAAGAGCUUUAAUCGCCUGACGUUUUGGAUUCCUGCUUUAACCCAUCAGCCGAGACAACAACAUAUACAGGCGGUUCAUGCACAAGGGGCUGCAGUAUUUAUCGGAUGCAGUCGCCAUGUGACCGCCCACCUGUGAAAAUUCACGGCUUCUCCCCUUCAUCAGGGGUCGUUGCACUUGGUGCGAUGACUGUUUGAUGGCCGACAUUCGCGUCGUUACUUGCUGCAAUUUCAUCGCAUGUGCUGGAUGUUGGGGAUGAUGAUUGCUUGACCAUCUGACCCACUGACCCGGGUGUCGGGAGCAGUGUUCACCUGUGCGCUCCCCGCGUCGUUAAUUACUCCACCUAGGCUAAGCAUCAGCAUCUAAUAUGGAAGGCGAAGGUCAUUGCACUCAUUAAUAGACCGGGGGGUCAGUGAACCAUGACUCGAGCAGCUUCCGGCUCACGCAGUUGUCACCUCUAGAGAGAAUUUAGGCCUCGUCGAAUUUGGAUUUGUGGCCGUAUCUCGUCGAUUGAGCCACAACUUGCGAGCUGGCGUCAUUUCGCCGUGCGUGAAGAUGUAAUUUCUGCUGAGCAGGGCGUCUCCGACGUCGCAUUGAUCCUUUGUGACGACUGCCCUCUCCAGCUUCGUUUAGCUCGCCUUUUUCCCAGAAACGGGUCUCGCGGGCGGCGACGAUAUUAACAUUACAUUUGGUUGAUUCACGAGCGACCAUGCAAAAACUGCCCGUCCCCAAGUAGAACUGUCCAUGUAUACCCUCCCCCUUUUUUCACUAGAAUGCAGUAUUUGACUUACACGCUACAUCAGCAAAAUCUAAUGCCUCUUCUUCUCUUUCAGAUCGCCGCGCAAUAUGAAGGCAUAGAUUUAUCCUCGAAGAAGCAAUAUAUUAACGAAGUUAUCAAGGAGGUGAGCAGCAGAAGAAGCUGGUAUAUUCGUUAGCAUUUUUGAUAGCGCGCGCGCCUCUGCUUCUGUCGUUCGUGUACCACCUGGCUCAUUCAUUAAGCACUGUUAUGUCACAGAGAGAGAGGGCAUUGUUUUGCCCCGAACUUGGUUUGGGAGAAAGUGCCGAUGCCUUUGCUUAGUCUGCGCCAGAGCUUAGCGUUGUCAGCACUGCCCACACAAAGGUCAAUUUAAUCACACCUAAGAUGUUAAUACCGUUGAGGGGAGCAAGCUGAAGUGUACGCCCCUGGCAUAUCUCUGGGAGAAAUCUAUGGGGGUCGGCUAUGUGGCCGAUCAAUCACACGCGGACUCGCCCGCUCAAAACGCGUCUUAAUGACACGGUAAACUCCUCCUAGUCUGCAUUGUCUUGCGUCGCAGUUUUUUUUAUCUAACUAAAGCCUUGCACAAUCGUGGUAGAAGCAUAGAAGGUCAAUUUAGUCCCUUUAGUCAAUUUAAUCACACACAAGGCAUUGUAGCUUUUUAAUUUCCUUUGAAAUUAACUGUGAACUUGGAGUAUAUCAGCAUAUGUAAGGUCUAUAGGCUCAGAUCUAAGUUUUUAUAUAUGAAUAUUUGGGCCGAAGUCCAUCAACCACAGUGGAUAACCGCGUAAUAUUCCUUAACUGCUGACAGGCAGCUAGUAGUAUACAUUAGGGCAAGGUCAUUCCAUACUAACAGCACAGGUACCAGCCAAAAGCCCAUACACGCGUGUUUCGCCGAUAUUCUACCGCUGCAUGACACGGCUACGAGGCGUUCGUUGAAGGGAGAAAGCUGAAGUUUACGUCCCUGGCGUAUCUCUGGGAGAAAUCUAUGGAGGUCGGCUAUGUGGCCGAUCAAUCACACACAGACCCGCCCGCUCAAAACACGUCUUAAUGACUCUGUAAACUCCUCCUAGUCUGCAUUGUCAUGCGUCGCAGUCUUUUCUCUUCAACCAAGGAUUUAACUAAAGGCUUGCACAAUCGUGGUACAAACACAGAAGUUGGUCGCCGCUUGUCUAGUAGAUCGUCUGGUUGGUUCCCUGAGGCCGGCCUCAUAGGCACGCGCGCCGUCUCUAAUUGCCUCGAAAACGCCGUCCCCCCAUAAGUAGCCAUUCCGCUCUGAUUCCACCUGGCCCUCAAGUGGUGUCACUGGCACCACUCAGUGGCCACACGCCCCCAAUUGGCAGGAUAAACCAAUAGAGAGUAGCCAGUAAAGUUGCCUGGGAAGCCUCUUUGAAUUAUGAGCGACAUAGCAGCCAUAUUCUGGCACACACACACAGACCACCAGUCAAUGUGUGCGGGAGACUCCUCGAGUUUCUUUCACUUCUAAUCACCUGCAAAUCGUUAAAAUUCCCCCAGAGAAUGGCGAUUGUCGUUACUUGUGAUUUAGUAACUCGGUGUUCUCGAGCCUGUUUCUCUGAUCCAGCCUUGAAGUCUUAAGCGAGACAGAGUUGAUGGUGGGAGUCACUCGUCGGACCCUCAAAGCUCCAUCUAUCCAGUCUUUUUUUCUCGCCAGUGACUAGCUGCUAUGUGUGACAGUCAUUGCAGUUGCGUCCUUUAACCUCCCUCCCUUAAACACCCAUUUCUGUUUCAGUAUCUCUCGUCGUCGCUCUGA
Molecule: messenger RNA, 15039 nt
Organism: Spirometra erinaceieuropaei
Lineage: Eukaryota; Metazoa; Platyhelminthes; Cestoda; Diphyllobothriidea; Diphyllobothriidae
Source: the annotation of a GenBank genome assembly